AGCGGCCCUGGCGGAGCACGCCCGUGCCGCCCUCACGGCGCUCUGUCACUCAUUCGAUACGGACGCGUAAAUAAUUCUAGACACGAACUUUGUCCGCACGAAAAUCUUGAUGAAUUAUUAUCCUUGCAACUUUAUCUCGUGUUCUCGUUUGGAUUCAGUACAACAUUUCAUAUCGGUUAUUUUUGUACGUUGUGAUGUGAUGAGACGUGAUUAUUAUUUGAGAUUGAUAUUUUUGUAACUUGAAAAUGUGUAACAAUCCUAAGAAGAGGAGAUAUCCUUCAGCCAAAUAUUACAUACCAUCGAAGCUGUAAACAAGAAAAAUGUCUGGCUCGGAAGCGAACGGUGGUGAUGCGAUUGUGGCAUACUGCGUGCCCGGUGGCCCAAACUUCCAACGAGUCUACGUGAAAGUGCACGGCUAUGUAGCGCUUAUUAUCUGCCUACUAGGCUCCGUCGCCAACUCUGUCAACAUCGCUGUACUUAGUCGCAAGGAAAUGACCUCGACUACUAACUCCAUCCUUACCGCACUCGCCGUCGCAGAUCUUCUGGUCAUGAUAGAUUAUAUACCUCUAGCUCUUCAUGUCUACACGACUAUUGCAGAAGAACUCAAUCGAAAUUCGUACGCAUGGGCAGUUUUCGUAUACUUUCAUUCUAUAUUUAGUCAAACUUUUCACACUAUUUCUAUCUGGCUUACGAUAACAUUAGCAGUUUGGAGAUUCGUUGCUAUUAAAUUCCCCCAGAAAAACAAGACAUUUUGUAACAAAAGAAAUACGAAUAUAGCGAUUGCGGUUGCUUAUGUCGUUUGCCCAAUCGUGUGUCUUCCAAUUUACUUUGCAAUGAAAAUACAGGAAUUACCGAAUAACAAUACUGUCAGAGAUAAUGUGACAAUAAAUGAAACGGACACUGUGAAUGUUUCCGCAGUUGGUGAACCGACGUACGCGAUUUCAAUGACGAAUAAUCAAUAUCUAUUGACCUCUAUAUUUUGGAUUUAUAGUGUUUUCUUAAAAUUAAUACCUUGUGUAGUGCUAUCUAUCUUGAGUGUGUGUCUUAUAUUGAAAAUGAAGUCGAGUGAUAGAAGACGGCAAAAAUUGCUGAAAAAGUCUGCUGUUGCUACUAAUGAGGGAGAAAAGGCUCGUCUCAACGAAGAUGGUGGGAAGCGAGGUGGUCGUACAGAUCGCACUACGCGCAUGUUGGUAGCAUUGCUUGGACUGUUUCUGGCUACAGAAUUACCGCAGGCUUUGUUUGGUCUGCUUACUGCGAUUGCUCCACAUCUGUUUGGGAUAUGCUACUAUGCUUUUGGCGAGGUGAUGGACCUCAUGGCGUUGGUUGGCUCAGCGGUGAACUUCGUGUUGUACUGUAGUAUGAGCCGUCAGUUCCGUUCCACUUUCACUCGGCUUGCUGGGAAGUUGUUACCACCACUGGUCCACCACGAUAGCGAGCGCAUGACCACUACCACAACGGUUAAGGCGUAGCGAUCGCGGUCUGCAGUCAAUACUACUGCACAACUAUAAAAUUGCAAAUAGUGAAGUGAUUCAAUUCAAAUAACAAAAUUCCUUAAUUUAUUGAAAACGUGAAUUGUGAGUUUCGGUCAAAGUUUUUUAAGGAUCUGUAUAUUUAAAGUGUCUUCAUGCGCUCGAAAUUGUUUUAUUUUCAAACAAUUUCGUAGGAAAAGGAAUACGAGGGCGAACUUUAACAAUUGAAGUUUUGUACAAGUGGUACUGAAAUCGAAAGUUAUACUUUGAAAUUGACUUUCAUGAAAUAUAUAUGUAGUAAAUAAAACCUUUAUUACAAGAUGUAAUACAAACAUGUUAUUACUUUACUUAAAUAAAUUACAUGUUUAGAUAUUUAGAAAAAUUAUCAAAUUAUAUGUAGCUUAAAUGUUUUAGCAGUAGUAGUUUAUUCGUAUUGAUAUUCGACUAGUCAGUGUUUUCUAAAUUAUGUUUAUAAGUGAUAAGAAAAUUUAAUAUAAAUAUAUAUGGUGCUUAAUUUUACAACGUAUUUUUAGAAUACUUUGAAUUGUAGGUAAUAUGAAAAACAAGAUAAAUUCUAAAUCAAAGUUACUUAUAUAUAAAACUAAUGGUAUAUAUAAGAAAUUAAUAUUUAAGCUAAAAAUUAUUUUAGCGUGAUGAUAGAGCAAAGUAGCAACAAUAUAGUUUGUGUAAGUACAAGUUU
Molecule: messenger RNA, 2169 nt
Organism: Vanessa tameamea
Lineage: Eukaryota; Metazoa; Arthropoda; Insecta; Lepidoptera; Nymphalidae
Gene: msR
Product: G-protein coupled receptor dmsr-1-like
Exons: 4
Coding region: 321-1469 (382 amino acids)
Biological process (GO): G protein-coupled receptor signaling pathway
Cellular component (GO): plasma membrane
Molecular function (GO): G protein-coupled peptide receptor activity
Source: RefSeq, a predicted model, not a curated record